Exophiala aquamarina CBS 119918 is the source of this 1845-nucleotide messenger RNA. RefSeq lists its product as uncharacterized. The record is from RefSeq and is a predicted model, not a curated record. Bases 1 to 1845 code for a protein of 614 amino acids. Lineage: Eukaryota; Fungi; Ascomycota; Eurotiomycetes; Chaetothyriales; Herpotrichiellaceae. The transcript has a single exon.
AUGCGUGACCGCAAGGCGGGCCUACCAAUCAGUCCUGAAUGGGAGUCGGAGGAUCAAUAUAUUCAAUCACUCCUGGAAUUUCCCACAACUUCCAGCUUAUUCCACAAUCUAUGUGGCGGUGUUCAUAUUCUGGAUUUUCUGACGCGAGAACCUGAUCUCUACACGACAGUGUUACCUCAGGAAUGGCGCGACUGGUUCGACCUGGUGUCAAUUGACGACGUUCUUGACCUUCUCCUGCGACUCGAUGUUGCACAGCUUCGGGCCCGAUCCGAGCCAGCCACUGGAUCAUCGCAGAAGCUACCAAAUCCACCACAGAGCUUACUGGACUAUAUUUCCAGCAUCAGGAAACUCUGCUUGAUCAGGAAGUUCUCGCCCAUGUCUGACGAGAUUACCGAAUUGCCCAGACACGUAGCUGUCGGCAUGAAACCGAAGAAGAUCCAUGAGGUCACCAAUUUCGCUGCAUAUGUCGGCGAACUUUCAGCAGAUCUCUUUAAUCGUUUCCAGGAGCCCAUCGCAGUCGUGGACUUUGGGUCAGGCCAGAACUACCUUGGUCGAACACUGGCCAGUCCACCAUACCACAAGCACGUGAUUGCAAUCGAACGGAAACAUCAUAACAUAGAUGGAGCACGAAGCAUGGAUGUCCAUGCAAGGCUGGCAAAGAAGGAAAAGAUUAUGCGCAAUAAGAAGGAAUGGAAGAGACAGCUUACCAUGCCAAGCGAGGUGACCACUCCACAGUCAGAGCGACUCGAACAGAAGCCGCUGCCUGUCCCUGAUGUUGUAUUGGAUUCUUCUGAUGAUUCACCGCGCAAGCUCAUCGACCGAAACAAUGGCUCUAUGAGUUACGUGGAACACGAUAUCAAGGAUGGACACCUGGAGAGUAUCUUGUAUCCCGCCGAUUAUUCUGAAGCAGACGACUGUGACAACACAAUGUCCUCUCAAGGCCGGGCGGUCCCGCUUGCAGAUGACUCGGACUCAGUAGGGCCUAUUGGCAAGCGAUCAAAAGCGAUGGUGGUGUCACUGCACUCGUGUGGUAACUUACUGCACCAUGGCCUAAGGUCCCUGAUCCUCAACCCUUCCAUCUGCGCCGUUGCUAUGAUCGGCUGCUGUUACAAUCUCCUCACCGAACGUCUUGGUCCGGCCACGUAUAAAUUACCACAACUGCGGCCUAAUCACCCCAGACUUGUAGCUACUGGCAACGCGUUCGACCCGCAUGGAUUCCCAAUGUCUAAGACAUUCGAGGACUUUGAGCGCCACGGCGAAAAGGGACUGAGGUUGAACAUUACUGCACGCAUGAUGGCCGUUCAGGCACCCUACAACUGGGGUCCUGACGACAGCAAGGCAUUCUUCCAGCGCCAUUUCUACAGAGCUCUGCUCCAACGGAUAUUGCUCGACUUGGGUGUUGUCCAUCAAUGCUCUGAUCCGGGAAGUCUCGCUGGCGGUAGCAUCACCGGGAAAGACACAGACGGAACCCCUCUCAUCGUCGGAAGCUUGAGAAAGGCAUGCUUUGUCAACUUUCGAGCUUAUGUCAAUGGUGCUCUGGCGAAACUAAGGGACGAUCCCGUCGAUGGGCCUAUGAUAGCACAACUCACGCAGCCGCUCAAUGACGAUAUGAUAGCUGACUAUGAAGCUCGUUGGGGCUACACACAGAAGAACCUUGCAGUGAUCUGGAGUCUGAUGGCUUUCAGUGCCGGCGUGGUCGAAAGCCUUAUUGCAGUGGACCGAUAUCUCUUCUUGAAAGAACAAGACUCUGUCGAGGACUGCUGGGUUGAGACUGUCUUCGACUACAAGCACAGCCCUCGAAAUCUAGUUGUGGUCGGGAUCAAAAAGAGCGAAGGGUGCUCUUGA